Oryzias melastigma (Indian medaka) is the source of this 4345-nucleotide messenger RNA. It is a transcript of the gene numbl, whose product is annotated as NUMB like endocytic adaptor protein. The transcript is spliced from 9 exons. Lineage: Eukaryota; Metazoa; Chordata; Actinopteri; Beloniformes; Adrianichthyidae. The record is from RefSeq and is a predicted model, not a curated record. Bases 329 to 2599 code for a protein of 756 amino acids.
UGUGUCACCACCCGCCACCACCCUCUCAGUCAGCCCUCCCCUUUCCUCUCUCUGUCCUCCACCCCUUUCUUUCCUGGCUCCCAGCAUGUGGAACAGCAAACGUCCAUUUCUCUUUAUUUUUAGCGCCGCUGCAAGAAUGCGUGUCUGUGGGCUGCAUUUGGGAGCUUCUCCGUGUGUGUUUGCAGUUUGUCACGGCUCCAUUUCCACGUUAAUCCCUUUCAGAGGAGGUGUGGUUUCUCUGCCGCCUCCUCCUCCCUCCCCCCGUGCUGCUAUUGCUUUGUGAGGGCGUCCUGUCGCUGCAGUCGCAUCUGCCGCUGCUCUGGGUUUGAUGAGCGAGAUGGGGGAAGCCAUGGAGUUGAGUUCUAGGGAGCACGUGACCCCGGAGAUGAACAAGCUUCGGCAGAGUCUGAGGAGGAAGAAGCCCACCUACAUGCCCGAGGCCAGCAGACCGCACCAGUGGCAGGCAGACGAGGAGGCCGUGCGAAAGGGCAAAUGCAACUUUGCUGUUCGGUAUCUGGGCUUGGUGGAGGUGGAGGAGUCCAGAGGGAUGCACGUCUGUGAGGAGGCAGUGAAAAAGCUGAAAAUAAGCGGCAAAAAGACGGUGAAAGCAGUGCUGUGGGUGUCGGCCGAUGGACUCAGGGUGGUGGACGACAAAACCAAGGACCUCAUUGUGGAUCAGACUAUCGAGAAGGUUUCAUUCUGUGCUCCUGACCGUAACUACGACAAGGCCUUCUCCUACAUUUGCAGAGAUGGAACCACCAGACGCUGGAUGUGCCACUGCUUCAUGGCUCUGAAGGACUCGGGGGAGCGACUGAGCCACGCGGUCGGCUGUGCUUUUGCCGCCUGCUUGGAGAGAAAGCAGCGGCGGGAGAAGGAAUGUGGCGUAACGGCAUCGUUUGACGCCAGUCGCACCUCGUUUGUGCGUGAAGGCUCAUUCCGAGUGAAUUCCUCCUCCAGCCACCAGGGCGGCAGCAGCGAAAGAGACGACAAGCUGCAGGAGAAGAAGAAAGAUCAGCCCUGUGUUGUUCCUGCCCUUCCACCUGGUGCAGCCUCCCCACCUGAGGGUGCAGCAUCCCCCAUGGAGCGGGCAGAGCCGGGCGGACCCCACGCCAUUCCCCGUCGCCACGCGCCCAUCGAGCAGUUGGUGCGUCAAGGAUCUUUCCGGGGAUUUCCAGCUCUGAGCCAGAAGAACUCUCCCUUCAAGAGGCAGCUGUCGCUCCGCCUCAACGACCUGCCCUCCACGCUGCAGCGCAAGACGGACUUCCAGGCCGAGGACCCUGACAUGGAGAUGGCGUUGCCGGUUGAGGGGGACAGCAGCAUCAACGCCCUGUGCAGCCAGAUCAAUGCCUCCUUCACCAAGCCUUCUGACGAGCUGUUUUCCAACCCCGCUGUUUCCAUGUAUGCCCCCCCGGCCUGUACUGUGCCCCCCGCUCUGCCCCCACCACCUGCCCCCUUGCAAGCCUCCUCCAUUUGGGCUCAUCCAGAACCCCCCCUCCAGUCCCCCCCUCCAGCUUCAGUGGCGAUGCAGAGCGGCCAUAGACGCACACCCUCAGAGGCUGAGAGAUGGCUGGAGGAGGUCUCAAAGGUGGUCAAAGCCCAGCAGACGCCUCCUCCCGGCCCCACCAUUCCCACCAUCCCCGGCCCGCACUCCUCCGCCAGUCAGCAGAUGUCCACGCCGGCGCCCGCUGCUGCUGUGUCCACCAUCUCCAUGCCCCUGGCUGCUCUGUCCAAACCUCUGGUCUCUGGUUCUGCUGCUCUUUCGGGGCAAUCCUCUAUACCCCUCCCACCCAUGUCCAUUUCCUCUGUCCCUUUAAUACCAGGUCCUCCAGUGUCAGGCCCCCCAAUGUCCCUUCCAUCCAUGUCCAUCCCCACCAUGUCAGGACCAAGCAUGUCUGGAGCUCCCAUGAUGCAGCCCUCCCUUCCUGGACCCCCCGGUUCCCUUCCAAGCUCCAUGCAACCAUUCCCCCUGUCUUACGAUUCCACUCCAGCUCCUGUUGGGAUUUUUGCCGCCCCACCUGUCCAGCCGUCCUUUGUUCCGGUGCAGACCUAUAUGCCAGGUCUGGCCAGCAGCAUGACCUACCCCAACCCCAGUGUGCCUGUAGUGGGCAUCACGCCAUCGCAGAUGGUUGCCAACGUCUUCUGCACCGCCACAGGGUCUUCAGGCACAAGCGGCGCCAUGGGCUCCACUGUUGGAGCUUCCAAAGUGGGGGCGCUGGGGUCAGUUGGGCAGCACCAUUCCUACCCUGGAGCACCCGGUGUGGUCAGCCACUCUGCCGGGUUUCCCGCCGCUGCGUUCCCUUGCACACCACCGCUGUCCUCCACCCUCAACGGCCUGCCACCACAUAGCAGUGCGUCCAUGGGCCUCCAGAACGGGACCUGCAGCGGCGCGGGAAGUGGGGGCGGUGGCAGCUGGCCACCAGAGGGCAGCCACCUAACUGCUGCGACAACCGCUGACCUCCAAGACGACGAUCGUUUUGAGGCCAAGUGGGCAGCGCUGGAGACGAAACCAGGCGCCCAGGAGCCGGGUAGCAAGACGCCACCUUCCACGGCAAACCCGUUUUCCAACAACCUGCAAAAGACCUUUGAGAUUGAGCUCUAAAGCUCCGCCCACCAACAUUGUAGCAGCCGCUCUGGUGCUAAAGGAGUUGGGUUCAUCGUCCGGUCUGUGGCAACCCAGCAUUCUGCUGAAGGUGUUGGUGGAAGUCACCUUGAACGUUUUGCUGCUGUUUCCUUCUGCGACGGAGGAGAACUCAGCAGUUUGCUGGGCUGUAAUCGGAGGGUCGGACUCUCUGAUGGAAUAAACCUUUCUGCUCCACCCACCACCUGCCUCUCCCUCCGCCCUCCCCUAAUGCUCUGCAUGUGCCCCCUCUGUAAAGGGGGAGACUGAAGGCUUCUUCUUUACAUGCAUUCCACUUCAGACUGGGAAGUCCUCCUCCAUCUUCUCCGCAGACGAGUCUCCAGAAUGCAACCAUGGAGGACCGAAGAACAAAAAGAUUCUGAUCAAAACGAAGCACAGCAGAGUUCAGACGGCUGAAAGGAAAUUUACAGCCAAAACGUUUUUAUUUAUUGUAUUUUAUUUUGGGGGUUUUCACAGAGGAUUUGUUCCUAAAGCUUUGAACUCUGAAGCAUUAUUUCUUGAGCAUGUCUUUAUUUUUGUUCAAACUCCCUCGUAUUUAUUCUGUUGAAUGGAAGGAUGGGGGGGGAGGGGCUGCCAGAAACAGAGGAGCGACCGAACAGCAGAAAGGCGUCACUGUGGGACUCCGUGAUGCCGUCAGCGGCGCUGUGUGCUGGGACACACCAGUGACCAAAGCAGCAUGUUGCUUCCAGCUUAUGGUCCUCACAUCCACCAGAGUGGCUGCAGCAUCCCCGUUUUUGAAUGCUAAUGCGCUCGAGUCUCUUCAGGACGACCUGCACACAGACACUAAAGCACAGAAACCUGCAAACACUCAGAGGAAAACUGGCUCCAAAACACUGUGCAACUGGUUCCUAAACAACGCACCACAUUCCUGCAUCUCCAAAAGCUUCUAUGUGUUCAAACACAGGCUAGUGUUACCUCCUCAUGGCUGUGUGGAGUCAGAAUGCAAAUACCAAAACCUGGAUUCAUGAAUGUUAAAGUGGUUUGAGUUGAGGUGAAGGAAAGCUGGAUGAGAUGAACGGCAGAUUGACACAUGCAUCACCCCGCCCACAAAAGGAGCGCCACUUGCCAUUUCCUGCUGCACAUUCGUCAAACUUGCAACCACCUCUGAUGAUCUUUAAAAGUCAAACCCAUAGCUGAAGAAGUGUCCUAAACGCCGUUUAUUUCAAUUUUCCGUUGAAGUCAAAACUUUGAUGCAACAUUUCUGUUAGAGGGAAAGUAAAACAAGACGUUUUUCGAACUGAAGGGCUCUUUCUCCGUGGACCCUGCUCAGAACCACGAGGACGUGGACCAUUCCCUGUUCCAGUAUCUUCCCACAGCAGCAGUCGGUUCUUGUGGGCCCGUCCCGAAGCCCACUGUUGCUGUUUGAUACCAAAACGGUUCUUUCUUUCUUGAAUUAAAAUGUUCUUCUUUGCCUUCUUUCUUUACAAAACGAGGCGGAUUCGUUCUAUGAGAUUGAUCCAUUGUUUUAUUUUGAAUAUUCUUUAGGCAUCAUCCCUUCAAAUGAAAAGCGAAGGUUAAUUGUGUUCUGCGUUAAAGCAAACUAAAUGACCUCUUAAACGUGAUUGUAAAACCGUAGUCUAGUGAUGGUAACAGAGCAAACCAGUGGAGUUUAUUUUUAAUCUUUAUUUACAGAAUUUUUGUAUUUAAACCAACAUAUUUGUAUUGUAAUUACAUUGUAUAAAAGAUAAAUAAAGUAAUAUAAUAUUA